Molecule: messenger RNA, 1085 nt
Organism: Armigeres subalbatus
Lineage: Eukaryota; Metazoa; Arthropoda; Insecta; Diptera; Culicidae
Product: trypsin beta-like
Exons: 4
Coding region: 121-963 (280 amino acids)
Biological process (GO): proteolysis
Molecular function (GO): serine-type endopeptidase activity
Source: RefSeq, a predicted model, not a curated record
UAAAUUAAUCUUGAACAAAUAGUUUCCUCGGUCUCAUCCCUAUCUUAGUCCACGAAAAUCUGCCAAACGAAUAAGUUGUCUUUCUUUCGGUUGAUUAUCAGAAUAAUUUGUGAAAUCGUCAUGCAUACCGUGUUUCUGGUUUUGUGUCUAGCAUCGCUAGUGGGAGGAAAUAGUCAGCUAACUAUUGAAGAGGUGUUGGCUCGAGUGAACCGUCUUCCCCAGGCAUUGGCGAAUGUCGUAUCCAGAGCAACAAAUGAGGUCCAUCUAAAGUCAAUCGAAAUCGAUAACAGCAAUAGGAUAGUUGGUGGGGAAGAGACUACCAUCGAAGAAUAUCCAUAUCAAGUCGCCCUAAUGUAUCAAGGUCGGCAGAUUUGCGGUGGUUCGAUAAUAGCCGAUUCAUGGGUCCUUACUGCAGCACACUGCUUGGACUGGGCGCCACUCAAUGCCGAUCUAUCGAUACGCUCUGGAAGCUCCUCACGUUCAAGGGGAGGCACUAUCCAUACCGUAUACUACUACCACAUCCACGAGGAGUACAACCCACUGGAUUAUCCAAGGGAUGUUGCCACAGUCCGCGUUAGAUUUCCAUUCAGUGCAACAACAAGUGCGGUCUUACCAAUUGCAAGCACAGUAUGGAUUUCCGGAGAGGCUACCGUAACUGGAUGGGGAAAGAACGCGGAUGGUUUAAUUCCUGACAAUUUGGCAAAAGUAACGAUCCCCGUGGUCAGCCAAGCAACUUGUAACACAACGUGGGACGGACUGAUAACAGACGACAUGAUAUGUGCCGGUGAUAUGGGAGUUGACUCGUGUGACGGAGAUAGCGGUGGGCCCGCUGUUCAAAGUGGUAUCCAGUAUGGCAUUGUGUCAUGGGGUGCCACCACUUGCGGCACUGGACUUCCUGGAGUAUAUACAAAUAUAGCGCAUCCUGCAAUUAGAAAUUUUAUCAAACGAACAACUAUGAAGUGAAAAUAAUACUGUCAAAUUUGUCUGAACUGAACAAAGAUUUGAAAUCGUAUUCUAGUAGGGCAAAGGAUUAUUUCGGCCACUUAGUUUUGUAUUAAUAGAAAGUUGAAGGAACAUUUUGCUGU